Strongylus vulgaris is the source of this 120-nucleotide messenger RNA. NCBI's taxonomy places the organism in Eukaryota, Metazoa, Nematoda, Chromadorea, Rhabditida, Strongylidae. The record is from the annotation of a GenBank genome assembly.
AUGGAAUUCGGUCACCUCAGCAACGAAACCCGCAAGAAGAUCGAAGAAUUUAGAAGGCGUCGCAAGCAAGCUGAGGAGUACAAUGAGAACUCACCGGUUAAACCACCCAAAUCGAGAUGA